Messenger RNA from Solanum tuberosum (potato), 2409 nucleotides. RefSeq lists its product as uncharacterized. The transcript has 12 exons. The coding region runs from base 35 to 2059 and encodes 674 amino acids. Lineage: Eukaryota; Viridiplantae; Streptophyta; Magnoliopsida; Solanales; Solanaceae. The record is from RefSeq and is a predicted model, not a curated record.
AAAGAGAAGCGAGUUCAUUCUGAACUUAGAAAUUAUGGCGAAGGAACACUCACGUCUCUGUUCUCUAAUUGACUGUUACCUCCGUCUUUAUACUGAAACUGGAUCUGCUUCGGUAACCAAAGAAACGGAGAAAGAACUUUUAAUUGCUCUCUCACAGGUUUAUACAGAAAUUAAGCUGUGGAUGAAGGAAUAUGAGUCCGAUGACAGCUUUGAGAUGGAGGGAAACUCUGUUGGUGGAGGUCCAAUAAUCCCUGAGUCACAUGCUGCUAAUCAUCAUUGUUUAACUAAUGUUAUUGAGGUCUUGAUGGUCGUGGUUGCGAUGGAGAAUCCAUAUAUGAAUCACCUAAUUGGCAAUAUCCUGGUGGCUGUUUCUGAUUUUUUGGUUGAAUCUGAAAGCUGUUGGGGUGAAUAUAUCAAUUUACUGUAUCUUUGUGUGGAAGUUCCAAUUUUUAAUGGUCUUUCUUCUAUGGGACAUACGAUGGAGGUCAAAAACUUGAGUGGGGAUCCUUCACCUUCUUCUUUAUUGAAGCUCAGCCUGAAAAGUGCAAGUUGGUCAACGGCAGCUGUUAUCAUGAGAGUUCUACACAAUGUACUGAAACAGUUGAAUCGGGAUCUUAUUGAUCAGUUUUUCAACAUUUUCUUGGAGGCUACCAUUUAUUUUAUCUCAAAUAUGCCAUGGAAUUUGUUGUCGGAGGUUUACCAUGUUCAAGGGGACUCCAAUUCAGACCGCUUGCUUCAAAUGCAAGAAGAAAAACCGAAGUCAAUACUAAUAUUUCAGGGAUAUCUUCUUCGGUUACUCUGUUCGUUGGUUAAAAGUGGUUGGACAGAUGCUGCUGUCAUCGCUUCAGCAGAGCAUCCAUUUAUUUUUGAAAUAAAAAACCUGCUUCCUAGACUACUGUCAUCAUGCCUUAGUAAUGGACUGCACUCUGAUAAUGUUGCGAUUUGUCAAUAUCUUAAACAUAAAAUGUUGAUACUCAUGAUUCGACUUAGUAACCAAAUCCAUUGGGAGCACUCAAUUGUAAUUUCGUGGUUGGAUCUUAUCCACACAUACUUUCAAGAUGUAUUAUCCCAACCUAUGGAGGGGCAGGAGUUUGUUCUAGAUAAAUAUCUCGAAGGUUCGCCAUUUGGGGUAAUGACAUUUGAUAUGGGGAAAAAAUGGAUUUCAUCAAAGCAUUUACAACGGCUGUCUAUUUUCCUUUUCCUCAAAUGUUCCUCUAGUUUGCUGAGCAUGAAAGAAAUGACUGAUCAACAUUAUGCAUGUAAAAAUCUUAAGUCUUGCUCAAGCUUUGACAUGAAUCCCAAGUGUUGCAGUCGAAGGAAAGCUUUGCUAGAGCUCCAUGAGUGGCUCAGAGAGCUUCUCCCUGGCGAUUGUUUUAUUGACCAUGACAUGUACUCCGAGAAACGCAUGGACUUUGUCUCAUCCUUCUUGCAGCUAUAUAUGCAAGAGGACGAUAUUCUAUUUGAAAUGCUCUUGCAAAUGUUAUGCUUGCCAUUUUACUCUGAAAAGUUUACUAAUGAAGUGGCUUUAUCAGAUGAUGAAGUGAGAGAGUUUUCUCUGAUCUCACACCUUUUUCACCCAAUACAUUUCUUUCACCUAUUCUUGGCUGGAAUACACUAUGAUCAUCAAGUUCUUCUUGAUUAUCUUAUCUCAAAAGAUACAGGGGCUAGUUCUGCUGAAUAUCUUUUGAGGUGUCUGCGUAAGGUAUGUGAUUCGUGGAACAUAUUUAUCGAAUUUUCAUGGAGCGGAAAAUGUCGAAGCAGUAAAAGAAAAAAGUUUUCAACAGAUGAUCAUAACUCUAUGGGAGAGAUAACGCUUGUGUCGAGUUGUGUUAGUGGAGAUAUUUUACCACCUGACACCAAACGCAAGAAAGCGUACGGAUGUCACAAUGAGGACUAUGUAACUCAGAUGUCACCGUUUGAAUGUGCAAGGAACUGCCUUUUUCAACUUAAAGCAUCUAUUGAAGGCCUUCACCAAAAGAACCUGUUUCCUUAUAAUCCACUAGUGCUACUACGUCGUUUGACGCGAUUUCAGGAGCUCUGUGGAGAUGACGGACCAUAAAAGCUCGCUCGCUGUUGACCUAUCACCUUGAAAUCCAUGUUCGAUCGUACUCCACAUGCCAAGUUGACAUCGGCUAGUUGAAAAUGACUGCAACUUCAAAGGGACGAUAUCUCUGGACUCAUUAGAGCAAAAUAUGGCUUGGAUGUGAAUCCAGUACUAGCAUUCUUGACUGCUACUUUUGAGGCGAGUUUUCUGACUUUGACUAUGGAUAUGUGUAACACAUUUCUGGACUGAAAGGAUGAAUGUUCUUAGAUGUCGACAGGUGUUUUUUUACAAUUUCUCAUCAAGUGUCUCCAGGGAAGCCAAGGGGUCAAAGGUUUUAGAGUUAGCAGAAUCUGCAAAGCAGUUAG